AGAAGUUUGCACGCACUAACUGAUACUGUCGCCACUCAGAAGAAUCCCCAGCAAAGAGCCUGCUAUUUUGCUCACCUUGCUCAAUCUCGGAGCUCUAUUUCAGAUCCAAGCAUAAGGAAUCAUGACAUCGUAGGGCUUGCAUGCAGUAGCCCCCUCCUUUCCAAUGGAUGGGAUCAGACUCAGAUAUGAGCAGACCUGCGCAGACUGCGGUAGCUCGGAUUUUGUGGAGGAUCACGCACAAGGAGACCUCGUGUGCACGGGCUGUGGCUUAGUGGCCGAGUCCCAUGUCAUCGACGAAAGCUCAGAAUGGAGAAAUUUCGGUGACAAGGAUGGGGAUACUACAGAUCCCAGCCGUGUGGGUGGCCCCACGAACCACCUGCUGACGAACGGCCUGAGCACAGUCAUCGGAGCGCCAACGAAGGGGGCUAGCAACGCAACCUUGACCAGGAACCUGCAGCGGGCGCAUGCGCAGGGCUCCAACCCUGAUCAGGCCCUGCUGAGGGCCUUUGGCCACAUCUCGAGGUUGUGCGAAGCGCUGGGCCUGAACAGGGCGUGCAAGGACAGGGGGAAUGAGCUGUUCAAGAACACCUGGGAGAAGCGCGGCAUCAGGGGAAAAGGCAUUGCAGCUGUGUGCGCAGCAGUGACCCUGAUUGCCUGCCGGCAAGUGGGCUUCCCGCGGACGUUCAAGGAGAUGGAGGCGGUGAUUGCUGACGGCUCCAUCAAGGACAUCAAACGGUGCUACAGGCUGAUCACCAAGCAGCUGGAUGAGAAGAUGGAGAUGGUCACCCCGGCCGACUUUGUGCGCCGCUUCUGCUCGCGGCUGGGGCUCACGCAGCGGGACAUGAAGGCCGCUGAGGAGAUGGCCGAGGCCGCGGUGCCGCGCAACCCCAAUGCCGCUGGGGCGGUGGAUGUUCGCGCGCGGUCGUGGGAUGGCAAGUCGCCGGUGUCUGUCGCCGCGGCCGUCAUCUACACCAUCUGCCUGCUGCCGCAGGCCUCCAAGCAAGUCACUCCGGGCGACAUUGCUCAGGCGGCCGGCGUGGCGGAAGGCACCGUGCGCAACACAUACAAGGACCUGUACACUGACGCGGCCACCCUGAUCCCCGCUUGGUUCCUGGACGAGCAGCGCAGCGAUCUGCGGAAGCUGCCCCAGCCGCACGCAGCUGCGGGGCUGGCUUGAGCCGAUGGAAUGUCCGGGGAUUCUGACCUUGCGUGGCCAGCCCACGUGGGUGUCCUCCCAAUGCGAGGAGUUGUGACUAAUUUCAACGUUUGGUGGAGCAAUUUCAGUGGUGGUGGUCAAAUUUCACUUGGUUGUGUGAGAGAGUAUUGUGUGAUCUGAGAGGCGCCUAGCGUAAUUAGAAGAAGAACGCAUGCACAGUUAGCAAGAGAUACAGUAUUAUGGUGCCGAUGCUUAUAGUUAGCAUGCUCAUAGCUUCAUGUGACAGUUUUCGAGUGAGAGUGCCACUGGCAAUACCGUACCGGAUAUCCCGGAAUGGUCCCAGCUGACUGCCGUUUUGUCUCAGCCAUGACAGGGUACCCAGACCACUGGCUGGCAGCAACUUGCCUCAUGAGUGUAAAAAUAUGUUUUUGU
Molecule: messenger RNA, 1588 nt
Organism: Coccomyxa subellipsoidea C-169
Lineage: Eukaryota; Viridiplantae; Chlorophyta; Trebouxiophyceae; Coccomyxaceae
Product: cyclin-like protein
Exons: 5
Coding region: 164-1177 (337 amino acids)
Biological process (GO): DNA-templated transcription initiation; transcription preinitiation complex assembly
Cellular component (GO): transcription preinitiation complex; nucleus
Molecular function (GO): TBP-class protein binding
Source: RefSeq, a predicted model, not a curated record